This is a messenger RNA of Sciurus carolinensis (gray squirrel), 4133 nucleotides long. It is a transcript of the gene Lig4, whose product is annotated as DNA ligase 4. Lineage: Eukaryota; Metazoa; Chordata; Mammalia; Rodentia; Sciuridae. The transcript has 2 exons. Gene Ontology annotation, biological process: double-strand break repair via nonhomologous end joining; immunoglobulin V(D)J recombination; DNA biosynthetic process. The record is from RefSeq and is a predicted model, not a curated record. Gene Ontology annotation, molecular function: ATP binding; DNA binding; DNA ligase (ATP) activity. The coding region runs from base 96 to 2831 and encodes 911 amino acids. Gene Ontology annotation, cellular component: DNA ligase IV complex; DNA-dependent protein kinase-DNA ligase 4 complex.
UUGUGGGCGGGGUUUCCGGUCUGGUGGGGGCGCCCGGUGUGGGAGUCUGGUGGGAGGUUGUCGGGCGCAGUUAGACCAGAGGACCCACUGCUUCCAUGGCCGCCUCACAAACUCCACAGACUGUUGCAUCUCACGUUCCCUUUGCAGAUUUAUGUUCAACUUUAGAGCGAAUACAGAAGAGUAAAGGACGUGCAGAAAAAAUCAGACACUUCAAGGAAUUUUUAGAUUCUUGGAGAAAAUUUCAUGAUGCCCUUCAUAAGAACCAAAAAGAUGUUACAGACUCUUUUUAUCCGGCAAUGAGACUUAUUCUUCCUCAGCUGGAAAGAGAGAGAAUGGCUUAUGGAAUCAAAGAAACUAUGCUGGCUAAGCUUUAUAUCGAAUUGCUUAAUUUGCCAAGAGAAGGGAAAGAUGCCCUUAAGCUCCUCAAUUACAGGACCCCCACUGGGACUCGGGGGGAGGCCGGGGACUUUGCGAUGAUUGCGUACUUUGUGUUGAAGCCCCGGUGUUUGCAGAAAGGAAGUUUAACCAUACAGCAAGUAAAUGAACUUUUAGAUUCAGUUGCCAGCAAUAAUUCUACCAAAAGAAAAGACUUAGUGAAAAAGAGUCUUCUUCAGCUUAUAACUCAGAGUUCAGCACUGGAACAAAAGUGGCUCAUACGAAUGAUUGUAAAGGACUUAAAACUUGGUUUUAGUCAGCAAACUAUAUUUUCUGUUUUUCAUAAUGAUGCUACUGAGUUGCAUAAUGUCACUACAGAUCUUGAAAAGGUCUGUCAGCAGCUGCAUGAUCCCUCUGUAGGACUCACUGAUAUUUCUAUCACUUUGUUUUCUGCCUUUAAACCAAUGCUAGCUGCAGUAGCAGAUAUUGAGCGCAUUGAGAAAGACAUGAAGCACCAGAGUUUCUACAUCGAAACCAAGCUUGAUGGUGAGCGGAUGCAGAUGCACAAAGAUGGGGAUGUUUACAAAUACUUUUCCAGAAAUGGCUAUAACUACACUGAUCAGUUUGGCGCCUCUCCGCAGGAGGGCUCUCUCACCCCAUUCAUUCAUGAUGCAUUCCAGCCCGAUGUGCAAACCUGUAUCCUUGAUGGAGAGAUGAUGGCCUACAAUCCCAGCACACAGACCUUUAUGCAAAAGGGCAAUAAGUUUGAUAUUAAAAGAAUGGUGGAAGAUUCUGAUCUGCAGACUUGUUACUGUGUUUUUGAUGUAUUGAUGGUUAAUAAUAAAAAGCUAGGUCGUGAGAUCCUGAGAAAGAGGUAUGAGAUUCUCAGAAGUACUUUUAUACCAGUACCAGGUAGGGUGGAAAUAGUGCAGAAAGCACAAGCUCAUACCAAGAACGAAGUGAUCGAUGCACUGAAUGAAGCAAUAGAUAAAAGAGAAGAGGGAAUCAUGAUAAAACAUCCCUUGUCCAUUUACAAGCCAGACAAAAGAGGUGAAGGAUGGUUAAAAAUUAAGCCAGAAUAUGUCAGUGGACUAAUGGAUGAAUUGGACAUCUUAAUUGUGGGAGGCUAUUGGGGUAAAGGUUUGCGGGGUGGGAUGAUGUCUCAUUUUUUGUGUGCAGUAGCGGAGAAACCCCCUCCUGGUGAGAAACCAUCUGUGUUUCACACUCUGUGUCGUGUUGGCUCAGGAUACACCAUGAAAGAACUGUACGAUCUAGGUUUGAAAUUGGCCAAGUACUGGAAGACUUUUCAUAGAAAAGCACCACCAAGCAGCAUUUUAUGUGGAACAGAGAAGCCAGAAGUGUACAUUGAGCCUGGCAAUUCUGUCAUCGUUCAGGUUAAGGCCGCAGAGAUUGUCCCCAGUGAUAUGUACAGAACUGGCUGUACGUUGCGAUUUCCACGGAUCGAGAGGAUAAGAGAUGACAAGGAGUGGCAUGAGUGCAUGACUCUGGAGGACCUGGAACAGCUGCGGGGGAAAGCAGCUGGAAAGCUCGCCUCGAAACACCUCUAUCCAGGAGAGGAGGAUGAACCAAAAGAGAAAAGGCGAAGAGCUGCCCCAAAGGUGAAGAAGGUGAUCGGAAUUAUUGAACACUUAAAGGCACCUAACCUUUCUAACGUAAGCAAAGUUUCCAAUAUAUUUGAAGAUGUGGAGUUUUGUGUUAUGAGCGGAACGGACAGCCAUCCGAAGCCUGACCUGGAGAACAGAAUUGCAGAGUUGGGUGGUUACAUUGUACAGAAUCCAGGCCCAGACACAUACUGUGUAAUUGCAGGUUCUGAGAACGUCAGAGUGAAAAACAUCAUUUCUUCUGAUAAACAUGAUGUUGUCAAGCCUGCGUGGCUCUUAGAAUGUUUUCAGACCAAAAGCUGUGUGCCCUGGCAGCCUCGCUUUAUGAUUCACAUGUGCCCAUCAACAAAACAGCAUUUUGCCCGUGAAUAUGAUCGCUAUGGUGACAGUUAUUUUGUUGAUACAGAUUUGAUCCAGCUGAAAGAGGUGUUUUCAGGAAUUAAAAAUUCUAAUGCACACACUCCUGAAGAAAUGGCCUCUGUGAUUGCGGAUUUGGAAUGUCGUUACUCCUGGGACCGCUCUCCUCUGAGUAUGUUUAGGCACCACACCAUUUAUGUGGACGUGUACACUGUUAUUAAUGACUCGAGUACCAGAAUCCAGGGAGCAAGACUGGCCAUCAGAGCCUUGGAGCUCCGGUUCCAUGGGGCAAAGGUAGUUCCUCUCUUAGCUGAGGGAGUAUCCCAUGUGCUCAUUGGAGAGGAUCAUAGUCGCGUUGCAGAUUUUAAAGCUUUUAGAAGAACUCUUAAGAGAAAGUUUAAGAUCCUUCAAGAACGUUGGGUAACUGACUCAAUAGAAAAGUGUGAGUUACAGGAAGAAAAUCAGUAUUUGAUAUAAGCCAACUUUCUUAGGAAAGCCUUGGAUCUGGUAGACCCAUUGCAAUACGUAGUAAUGAUGAAAUCGUAAACUGCCUUUUGGUUUUAUUUUUUAAAAAUCUAUACUUAAAAAGUAUUAUUACAUAUAGUAAAACAAGAAUUUUAAUUUUUAACAGAAAAGGAAUGACCCAAAGCCAAGAAAGAGAUUCUCUUAGUAGUAUAGUAUUUUGUGAGUUUUAUGACCAAAAUGAAAUAAUUGAGCUAUUUAAAGAAGAGGCGUUUUGUAAAGCCAUCUAUAUAGAAAUCUAGAAUUUUGACUCACAUAUUAGUAAAAUACAUUUAGAAACUUUUAGAAUCGUCAGAGUAUUGACUUAAAUAGGAUUUUUCCAAAGUCAAUUAAAAUUUUUAAUAGUUUUUAGCUAAUAAAAGCAUUGAAAGUAAAAAGGGCAGAGUUGUUAUAUUUAGACAUGUAAAAUAAGUAUUUUUUACUUGAAUGCCAAAAUGCCUCUUUUAAAUGUGAAACAUAAACUUUUUUACAAAACUUGGUGAUGUUUUUUAGCAAAGUCAGUUUAAUGUGACUUAGUGGCCUAAGCAUUUAAAAUUGAAUUGGUUUGAUAUUUUUAAAAACAAUUUUUUUUUUUUUUUAAGUUUUUAUUGUUUGGUACCAGGGAUUGAACCCAGGGACACUCAACCACUGAGCCACAUCCCCAGACCUUUUUAUUUUUAUUUUGAGACAUGGUCUUGCUAAGUUGCUACGGGCUUUGCUACCCUGCUGAGGCUGGCUUUGAACCUAGAUUCUCCUGCCUCAGCUUCCCAAGCCACUGGGAUUACAGAUGUGUGUCCCUGCAGCCUGUAAAAACUUGCAAUUUUAAAAGUUAGUACAGAUUUAAAUUUUUUUCUAAAAUUGAACAUGUUUUAUAUCAAGUAUUUUUUUGUGAAUUUGUACUCCAGUAUAUAGUAUUCACAAACUAUGUUCCUAGAUAUAAUCCAUUGAGUAGGUGUCAAAAUGGUGUGUGUGUCAUGACUUCCAUUAGAGGCCAGUAACUUGCUUUGGCUUUUUAAAGUUGCUCUUAUAAGUAGAUUAUUUAAAGUCAAUGUGUGUAAUACAUAGUAUUUCUGGAUUUAUAUGUCAAAUUUUGAAAUAUAGCCUAUAUCUAUUUAGCCUAUAAGUACAGCCUAUAAAAAAUUUCUUUCCCAACAGUUGAGUGGAAUUUGGUACCUGAGAUACUGUGUGUAGGUUAUGUGAAAGUAAUUAGGAGUUUUAUGAAAUAAUAGAAAAGAAAUCUGGAUUGUUAUACUUAAUUUAAAUAAAGUAUUUAAUAUA